Molecule: messenger RNA, 2306 nt
Organism: Pararge aegeria (speckled wood butterfly)
Lineage: Eukaryota; Metazoa; Arthropoda; Insecta; Lepidoptera; Nymphalidae
Gene: galene
Exons: 16
Coding region: 246-2246 (666 amino acids)
Biological process (GO): potassium ion transmembrane transport; stabilization of membrane potential
Cellular component (GO): membrane
Molecular function (GO): potassium ion leak channel activity
Source: RefSeq, a predicted model, not a curated record
GGGAUACUUUCCAAAUUGUCAGUCGUUUACUUAGCUCCACGAUAUAACAGUUAAAUUUACGGUCUAGUUGAAAAUGAAGAAGAAAGUGUAACCAAAAACGUGAUAUAACGAUAUUCUGAUAGAAGCAUUUACAAUUUUAGUGCGUGGUACAAUUUGGUUAAGUGACAAUGUGUAGGUGACGAAGGCAAAACUUCUCAAAAGUUAGACAACAUUAUCGGGUGGUAGCUGCUGGAACAUCCCACACGAUGUCUCGUCGGGAGACGCGUAUCGAACGCGCUGACUAUCCCCCACCUCCGCCAAGUAAAUGUGCUAAGGUGCUGUACUACACGUGGAAGCUGUGCUCCGUGGUGUUCUCGCACUUCGUGAUGAUCAGCCUGGUGGUGGCCUACUGCAUCCUUGGCGCCGUCACCUUCGAGCGGCUGGAGGCGCAGCACGAGAGAGAGGUGAAGAUGAACAUAUCGCAAAUCCGCGGCAACACAACGCACAGCAUCUGGGCGAUGACCAAAAAGGUUUCCUACCUCAACCAGCCCAACUGGACCGCUGAAGUCGUCGAUAUGCUGAAGGAUUUCGAAAACGCGAUCCUGCUGGAGAUGAAGGUCCGCGGCUGGGACGGCAACGAGAGCACGGAGCACAUCCAGUGGACCUUCACUGGCGCGCUGUUCUACUCCAUCAUCGUCAUCACCACCAUCGGGUAUGGCCACAUCGCCCCAAAGACCCAGACCGGUAAGGUGGUGACCAUUUUCUACGCCAUCCUGGGUAUCCCUCUCAUGCUGCUGUGCCUCUCCAACAUCGGUGACGUCAUGGCGUCGUCUUUUCGGUUCCUGUACUGGCGUGUUUGUUGCUACGUGUGCACGCGCCCGCCCAAACAGAGCCGUCGGCAUAUUAGGAGAAUGAAUCGCGCAGGCAGCACGAUGGGCUCGACUCGUCGCCGGCGACCGCUUGAACGCUCGUUCUCUGAUAAUGAUUUCAGGUACCGUGACAGCGGGUACAACAGCGCUAAGCCACGUCGCGGGCGCCCGGCUCCGCCCGGCCUGGCGUCCCCCGGGCCCUCCCGCACGCGCUCGCAGCCCCCGGCGCAGGCCCGAUCCCAUGCCCCAGGUCCAAGAGAGUAUGAAGAAGAUCGAUCUCCUAUCAGACAUGACAAGUACGAACGAGAUCCCUACGAAGAUGAAGAUGAUGAGUUUCCUAAAGUAUCGUUACCAUUAAAAGAUUUACAAAUGGCACUUAAAGAUCUAGAUAAUUACCAACCCAAGGCAUCCAAGCCAGAUGUGCGGAGCAAAUCUCUGCCUAGGCCUUCGAGAAAUAAACCAGAAUUUGGACCAAAACGAGAUUUCGAUGAUUCAAGACACUUUGAUAUCGAAGAUGAUAGAGAAAUGUAUGAAAUGCAUGAUUUAUUUGACGUCGACUACGCAAACUAUAGAGAGAGAAAAGCCUUAGAAGAGAGAGACAAUAGACGGGGCGAAAGGGAUGACUAUAGAUUUCGCGAUCGCGGAUACGAUCCCGAAGAUGAAGAUUUUGAGUUUGAUAUUCCGAGAACUAGAAGAUCUGGGAAUGACAGGAGACAUGACCGCGGUCGAUCGGAGUAUUACGAGCGGGACCUGGAAGAGAGCCCAGCGGAGCGGCGGCGCGGGCGCCGUGCGAAGAGCGCGGUGUAUGAGAACGAGCGCCGCUACGAGGACAUUGACGAUGAGCGAGAUCUAGAGCGCGGACGGCGGCGGCUGCGGCGCCUACACACCGUGGAAGAGCCGCCGCACGCCCGCCCACCCUACCGAUACACUCCCUCGCCAGAAAGAGAUGACUGGAGCGACGAACCUCCGCCGAUACGACGAGGCCGUUCUUCAGCUUGGGGUUCGCGUCAGUCUGAUAUCUAUGCAAUACAAGGCCCUGCGAAAGAGGAAAUAAAGCCGGUGCCAAUAUGGCUGUGCGUGUUCCUGGUGGCGUCGUACAUCGUGACGGGCACGUUCCUGUUCAAGCGCUGGGAGGGCUGGGCCUACCUGGACGCCGCGUACUUCUGCUUCAUCACGCUCACCACCAUCGGCUUCGGGGACUUUGUGCCUGCUCAGGGCCAGAGUGGCGAAGCAGCGGACGCGGUGCACUCUAUCGCGCUGUGCUCGCUCUACCUGCUCUUCGGCAUUGCGCUGCUUGCCAUGUCCUUCAACCUGGUGCAGGAGGAGGUCCGCGCCAACGUGGCUGCCGUGGCCACGCGGCUCGGUAUUAUCAAGCCCAGGGACACCGCAGAUGACUGAUGGGGGUUAACUUACGACACUACAAGCGAACUGUACUCUUAGUAUAAGUUUUGCUUUGAA